AAGGGGGUAGUAGGUAACCGUAGGGCUGGUUGCUGAUCGCCGGCAGUCGUCGCUGCGGCGUUGCUGCAGUUUGUACAUCGAAUUGUUUUCGUCUUUAUUAAUUAAAAGACAAAGCACACGAUACGAAAUUAACUCGAAUCUAAUCGGUGGUAGUAGUGGUGCUUCCAUAUAAUAAAAUCAAAUUAAAUGAAAAUCUAAUAAUAAGAAGAAAAAGAUAACUAAAUAAAUAAAUAAAUAGAUAGAUAGAUAGAUAGUUAGAUAAAUAAAAGAUUAGAUUAACGUCAACUUAUAAUUGUCAGUUUAAUUUUAUACAAAUUAAACAAAAAUAUAUAUAUAUAUUUUCUAUAGAAAUAGAGGAAUGUUCGAAACAGACCGUUUAAUAAAAUAUAUUUUUUUGUUUGAAAGAAUAAUAAUUUGAAAUCGUCCAAUCCCCCCUAUUGUACUUAAAGUUCGUGUUAGAGAGUGAAUUCGAGUUUGAUAUUAGACAAGAUAAAAAAUAUUUGAGAUAAAUCUGAAUCAUCGGCCAUAUGGAUUAGGAUAAGGAAAAAGGAUAUUUCACAUGGAUCUGUUUUUUAACAUUGAAAAGAAGAAGUAUACGGAAUGGCAAGGACGAUAUGAAUGAUUCAUCGACGGUAAUCGAGCAAGAGCUCGAUAUGGAAGUACCACAAGUCGAGGACAACAAUUUGAAAGUAUUGCCAAUGCAAAAUGUGGCACGACAAGAUUCGGGAGUACCAGAGGAUCUUGUUUCACCGGUUUGUGAUAUUAACAAGUCGUUGGACGAUGAGGACCCAAAUGGUACUAUGAACAGUGACUGUAACAUUACCGUAAUUCACGUUACGGAAUCGGAAACUCGUAAUAAGGAAGAGGAUCGAUCAUCGUCAACGUCAUUGGCUACUGUUGAUAGAAAAGAAUAUACUGGGGAGAGCAAGGAUAGCAAAGAUGGUAGUGAUAGUGGAGUUGAGGGUUGUGCAACUGAAGUUCCAAGAGUACGUAGCCGAAACAGUAUAGACUAUGCCAGCAGUUGUGGAGGUUUGGAUGAAGCAUCGUGUGAUUCGAGUUUAGUUAGUUGUUGUUCUGUAUACGAAGACCCAUGUGCAACGCUUCCAGACGACGUAAGAUUAACAACAGGUGGUGAAGGUACGAGUGAAGGUGGUAGCGAAAGUUCAUCAAUAGCUGGUAGCGUAUCGGCUAGAGGAAAUCGUAGUAGUAACAUUAAAAGAACCUCAUCAGUGUCAAGUUCGAGUAAGAAAAAGGCAGUCAAUUGUGAGACCCCAAAAACUAGUCGGAUUAAACCAGCAUUGUUGAACGCUAAUUACGUACCAACUACACCACGUUCUAAACCAAGGGUCGCAACACCUAGAAAUAUUCUUAACAAGGUGCAACCGGUUGUAAGAGAUCGUGCAAGAUCUAGGGACAAGUCAACGGCAAGAGAAUCAAAUUGUGAUUCAGUUACGUCAGGAGGAAAUACACGUAACACUUCAAAUUUUCGUUCUACCACUAAUUCGACAUCGCAAAGAACGAGAACAAGACCAAUACCACCUGACUCACUGCCAUCCGUAUUGACUACAGAAAUUAAUAAGGAUCUUGCUCAACGUGGUAGAGGUACUAAUAGUGGUUCAAGAUCACGAGGUGGUUCUAGUACUAGGAUUACGCGUACACCAGGUUCUACGCCAUCCGAGGAAACGCGUAAACCAUUGACAGCGUCGCGUACUUUGUAUAAUUCUGGUAGAACCGAACAACCAACGAAAAAUAAUCGUCUUGAUAAGAUAACCGUAAGUUUGGAUAACAAGGCGUUAGAUGCUUAUGCAACGUUACCACGUAGGAAUAAGACCAAAAUGACUAUUGCUAAAACAAAUGAAAAAACUAAUGAUAAAACGAUUAGGAGCAGAUCUGGUAGCAGGGAUGGUAGUCUUGGUAGACAACCAGAUAAAAAGACUAUUAAUAAUACUAGAGAUUUCGUUCACAAAAGUUUACCACCUUAUCCUAGAAAUAAACCCAUAGAAAAAACAAGGAUUUAUCAUGAAAUCGGCAUACAAACGGGUCUUACUGGUAACGAUAUUGACAAUGCAUUAUCUGGAAUACCCAGUGCAAUACCAGGACCUGAAAUAAUAGAACGUUUACACAAAAAUGUUCAAACUGAUGGAACUUGGGAGGACAUGCAGACCAUGCAGAAUGAUUUGAAACGUUUGAAUGAGGAUGUUAACGCGAAAAAGGAAGAAAAUGAAAAACUCAAAACGGAGUUAACUGAAGUUAAACGUCUUUUAGAAGAGGAACAAGCUGACCAUGCUUUUGCUAGGCAAGAAUUAGACAGAAAUGCUAGAAGGGUAUUGGCGAUGUUAGGAACACCACAAUCGGAACACGCGGAGGGUAGCGACAGCUUUUUAGAAUUGGAGUCACAUUUGCAAUCAUCGGGACAAGUUGUAGCAAAUCAACAAGUCGAAAUAGCCGACUUGCAAUCACUUUGUCGUAUGCUUAGCAGGGAUUUGGACAAGAGUUUAGCAGCACAAAAAGCAUUGUUACAACAACAGCAAGAAUUAGAAGCGGAAUCAGCAGAAAUGCAAGAUUUUCUUCAACAAGAAAAAACUACUCUGGCCGAUGCAUUAAAGGAUGCCGAAACUGAGCUCAAGAAGAAAGAAGUAGCUUUGAUUCAACGCGAAGCAGAAUUGGAAAGGCAGACAGAGGAAUGCAAACAUUUAGUUCGAAUCAGUGAACAGAGAAGGCAAGAAAAUUUAUCAUUGAACAUGAAAUUGAAUGCAGUCGAACGAAAAGGUAGAGAAUUGUUGCUUACCCAAGGUGCAACUAUUUCCGGUGCAGCAGUGGCCCUUUCUGGUCUUGGCACGCGAUUGGAAGGAUUGGUAGAUCAGUUAAUAACUUCUUACAAUAUUUCAGUUAAGGAUUUGGAGGAUGUGAUCUAUCAUAACGAAGCAUACAGUCGAAGCAACAGUAGCAUGGAAUCCAGUCCGGUUAGUUCUAAGCAUAGCUUGAAAGAAUGCACUCCUAGUCCAAAAAGUGGUUCCUUCGUUUCCGCAGUUAUCGGUGCUAUCCGUAACGCUGCUACUCAUCCUUUUGUAACCAAAACUGUGGAUAAAAAAUCUUCUUUGGAAUCGGCCACCAAACAAAUGUACAAAGACAUAAGUAUGGAUUCGUCUUCCGAUUUACUUGAUUUUGAAACUGAACCGUGUCUGAUGAUGGAAAGUGUAUUAGAGGAUGUUACUUUACCUGAUACUUAUUCGCAUAAUAUGAUCUCUAGCAGCGACUCGCUUCGUAGAGCUUUAAGCUUUCCCGAAACAGUCGAUGAAAAUAAUAUUAAAAAAAGUAAAACAUUAGACGAGUGUACGAGCCUGACGAAUCUCACGCAAGCGAUAUUACAUCGUAGAAAAGUACAAGAUGAGGAAGAAGACGAAUGUGAAUCUAUAAGUGAAUCAGACACUGGGACCAAUGAAGGACCUCUUCCAUUAACGGAUUAUUGUCCUGCAGUAAGCCUUGUUGAUCAAGUAAUAGAUGUUGAUAAUCUUGUAACUAAACUUUUAAAAGUAUUGCGGAUAAUACAGCUUGAAAAUGAUACUUGUAUACAAGAAUUAAAAGAAGAAAAAUGUGAUUUUGAAACAAGAUUAGAAGUUGCCUUGACCGAAUUAAACGAGCUACGUAAGAUCAUAGAUGGUACCUAUCAAUCGGAAGAUAUUUUAUGCAAUGUGCCAGAUAGAAAACGUAGCGUUGUGGAAAAUUGUCGUCUACUUAUCAAGGAGGCGGUUAAGGAGGAAUUAAAAUUUGAUGAUGAGUCCGCAGACGCUAAUAAUAUUGGCUCACCGGAUGCUAAAAACUGUGCUGAAGAUCUCAACGCUAACGAAGAAGCCCAAAUCUCUUCUGUUUAAUUUUCAAGUAUUUCAAAAUACUUUUUUUUUUUCUCUCGAUAAUUUACAACAACAAGAACAACUACAAUUCUGGA
Messenger RNA from Polistes dominula (European paper wasp), 3946 nucleotides. RefSeq names its product microtubule-binding protein cornetto (gene corn). Lineage: Eukaryota; Metazoa; Arthropoda; Insecta; Hymenoptera; Vespidae. The record is from RefSeq and is a predicted model, not a curated record.